CUGACGUCAGCGCGGGCGGGCGGGCGGGCGGGCGCGCGCGGACCUCCUCACUCGGCGCUGGCGCUCCGCGGGGAAGCAUGCGGCUGCCCCGGCUCCUCUGCGCCUUCCUGCUGGCCGCCUGCUGCUGCCGCCGCGCCGCGGGUGUGCUUGGAGAGGCCGAGCCGCCGGAGCCCGAGCUGGUGGAGGUGGAAGUGGGCAGCACAGCCCUCCUGCAGUGCGGCCCCUCCCGUUCCCAGGACAACCUCAGCAACGUGGACUGGUUUUCCGUUCACAAGGAGAAGCCCACACUCAUCUUCCGCGUGCGCCAUGGCCUUGGUCAGAGUGAGCCCGGGGAGUACCAGCACCGGCUCAGCCUUCAGGAUGCGGGGUCUACUCUGGCCCUGACCCACGUCACCCCUCACGAUGAGCGUGUCUUUCUGUGCAAGGGCAAGCGCCCUCCGUCCCAGGAGCACCGCCUCCAGCUCCGCGUCUACAAAGCUCCAGAGGAGCCGAGCAUCCAGGCCAAUGCCUUGGGCAUUUCGGUGAACAGCAGGGAGCCUGAGGAGGUUGCUACCUGUGUGGGGAGGAAUGGGUACCCCGUCCCUCAAGUCAUCUGGUACAAGGACGGCCGGCCUCUGAAGGAGCAGAAGAACCGGGUGCACAUCCAGUCGUCCCAGACCGCGGAGUCCAGCGGCCUGUACACCCUGCGGAGCGUCCUGAAGGCCCAGCUGCGCAAGGAGGACCGCAACGCGCGCUUCUACUGCGAGCUCAGCUACCGGCUGCCCAGCGGGAGCCACAUGAAGGAGUCGCGGGAGGUCACGGUCCCGGUCUUCUACCCGGCUGAGAGGGUGUGGCUGGAGGUGGCGCCCGCGGGGCCGCUGAAGGAAGGGGACCGCGUGGAGAUCCGGUGUCUGGCGGACGGCAAUCCCCCGCCGCACUUCAGCCUCAGCAAGCAGGACCCCCGCACCCGGGAGACGGUGGAGGAGACUACCGACGACGACGGGGUGCUGGUCCUGGCACCGGCGCGCAGGGAGCACAGCGGGCGCUACCAGUGCCAGGGCCUGGACCUGGAGAGCACGGCCUCGCUGCUGAGCGCGCAGCAGGAGCUGCGGGUGGACUAUGUGUCUGAUGUCCGGGUGCGCCCCGCGGCCCCUGAAGGCCACGAGGGCAGCAACCUCACGCUGACCUGCGGGGCGGAGAGCAGCCGAGCCCUGGAGUUCCAGUGGCUGAGAGAAAAGACAGGCCAGGUGCUGGCGCGGGGGCCGGUGCUGGAGCUGCAGGACCUGGACCGCGAGGCGGGGGGCGGCUACCGCUGCGUGGCCUCAGCGCCCCGCGUGCCUGGCCUCAACGCCACGUGGCUGGUCAACGUGGCGGUUUUCGGCCCCCCGUGGAUGGCGCAGAAGGAGAGGAAGGUGCGGGUGCGGGAGAACGCGCUGCUGAACCUGACCUGUGAGGCGUCCGGGCACCCGCGGCCCGCCAUCUCCUGGAGCGUGGGCGGCAAGGCCAGCGAACACGACCAGGACCCACAGCGCGUCCUGAGCCUCCUGAGUGUCCGCGUGACCCCGCAGCUGGUGGAGACGGGCGCUGAGUGCGUGGCCGCCAACGCCCUGGGCAGGAACAGCACCCGCAUCCUCCUGGAGCUGGCCUCCAACACCAGCACGGGGCUCAGCACCGCCACCGUCGGGCCUCACGCCGGAGCCAACGGCACCUCCACGGAGAAAAAGCUGCGCGAGCCCCAGAGCAAGGGCGUGGUCAUCGUGGCCGUGACCGUGAGCCUGCUGGUCCUGGCGCUGCUGGGCGCCGUCCUCUGCUUCUUCUACAAGAAGGGCAAGCUGCCCUGUGGGCGGUCGGGCAAACAGGAGAUAACGCUGCCCCCAUCUCAUAAAAGCACAUUUGUAGUUGAAGUUAAGUCAGAUAAGCUCCCCGAAGAGAUGGGCCUCCUACAGGGCAGCCGCACUGACCAGAGGGCGCCUGGAGACCAGGGGGAGAGAUACAUCGAUCUGAGGCACUAGCGCCGAGGUGGACGCCUUCCUGCCCACACGCCCUGCUCACCCGGCCCACACUCAGGACGGUCACCAAAGCCUGCCCCCCCCCCGCCCCGUUUUGCAGGGCCAGUGGACUGGCCGGGACCAGGGCGCAGGGCCCACACUGUCCAUGUGUGGAGGGCGCUCACCCCAGCGGCCUCGGUCCAGGAGAGGGGCCAGUUCUGCCCGAACAUCUCUGCUCAGUUACGGACUAAGGCCCCACCUUCUGCCCACAGCAUGGAGUCAGGGGCCUGUUUGUCUCAGGGGACUUCCUGCCCCAGUUGCCUUCCCAGUUCUGUUGUGUGGCUGCAGUUGCCCGCCUGCUGGGGUCCCUUUUGUGACCCCCCUUCCCUGGGUGGAGCCGGGAGCUGGUGCCAUGCCUUCAGAUGGGCGCUCCUUGUCCCAGCCAUGAGGGAGCCCCUGCUUCCUAGUCAGGCCUCGAGCUGCUCACUCGGCUCCGGGAUCACGACUGGAGGGUGAGCGCAGGGGACAGAGAGGGGGGUCCCUGCGGCCCUUUAAGGGGAUUAAGAUGACAGUGGCCCUAGCACCAAACUCCUAUGAGCUGAGCUGACAGCCUCGACCCCUUUAGGAAGGGCCCCAAAGGGAGGCUGGGAAAUGGGCCAGAGCUUGGGGUAUAAUGUGUAUGUGUGUGUGUGUGGUUUUGUUAGGUUGUGUGUAAAUUUGCAAAUCGUUUCCUUUACACACACACACACACACACACACACACACACACACAAAUAAAGUUUAGUUGUCCGGGAAA
This is a messenger RNA of Myotis daubentonii (Daubenton's bat), 2763 nucleotides long. RefSeq names its product melanoma cell adhesion molecule (gene MCAM). Gene Ontology annotation, molecular function: laminin receptor activity. Lineage: Eukaryota; Metazoa; Chordata; Mammalia; Chiroptera; Vespertilionidae. Gene Ontology annotation, cellular component: plasma membrane. The record is from RefSeq and is a predicted model, not a curated record.